GGAGCGUUUUCUGCGAACGUCUGGCGGUGGAGCAGCAGCAGUGUGGACGCCAACGCGACACGGGCACUGUGGCUGUAUGGUACAAAAACCAUUACGUUGCCAGUUCGUUUUUUUAUUCUCUUCUUAGGGACCGGCUUUAUGAUUAAGCUACAAUCUUCAAUGAGUAAGCAUAUCCCUCAGUUCUGUGGUGUUCUUGGUCACACAUUUAUGGAGUUUCUGAAGGGCAGUGGAGACUACUGCCAGGCUCAGCACGCCAUCUAUGCAGACAAGUGAACCAUAGAAAUCCAUUACUACUCCACUGAGAAACCCCCGUAAGGAGCUGAGCACCAGGCCGUGACUGGGGAGAACUGAAGCGUUGAUCUUGCAGCAGCGGAAAGGGCGCUCGUCUAACCUGAGGAGAACAUACCUGGAUGGGGUAAUCCACGUGUGCACUGCCCUUGUUGGCUCCCCCUCUCUCCGGAUUCAAGAAACCCUGCUAUUUUUUAUAUUUUUUUUUUAAAUUAUUCUUUUUUUUUUUUUUUUUUUUUUUUUUAAAGGAGGAGCAUAUUGCUCAUCUUGUCCCUUCACCUGCCCCUCUCCUUCAGUCUUAAGCUCCUCAAUUUUUAGGUUGGAAAUACCUGAUCUUCACGUGGAGUAUAAAAAAUUCUUAAAUUACUCCACCAUUGUGUUGGAUUGUUUAAACAAAAAAAAAAACAAACUUUUGUAUUUGUUGUACUUGAUUUUGUGUGGAAACUUAAAAAAACAAAAAAAAUGGCCCGUAUGAACCGCCCUGCCCCGGUGGAAAUCACUUACAAAAACAUGAGGUUCCUAAUCACUCAUAACCCCACCAAUGCCACCUUAAACAAGUUUAUAGAGGAACUGAAGAAGUAUGGAGUGACCACUGUUGUGAGAGUGUGUGAAGCCACCUAUGAUGCCUCUUUGGUAGAGAAGGAGGGUAUUCAGGUUUUGGAUUGGCCAUUUGACGAUGGAGCGCCUCCCUCCAGCCAGAUUGUUGAUGAUUGGCUGAAUUUGCUGAGGGCCAAGUUUCGUGAGGAGCCUGGCUGCUGCAUCGCUGUUCACUGCGUGGCUGGCCUGGGCAGGGCCCCGGUUCUAGUUGCCCUUGCCAUGAUUGAGUGCGGGAUGAAGUACGAGGAUGCUGUCCAGUUCAUUAGGCUGAAGCGCCGAGGCGCUUUUAACAGCAAACAGCUUCUCUAUCUGGAGAAAUAUCGUCCAAAGAUGCGCCUGCGUUUCAAAGAGUCCAACGGUCAUCGCAACAACUGCUGCAUCCAAUAGAGUGGAAGUCAUCCGGUGCUUGCUAGUUUCCCUGCAAAUGGAAGAGAAUGUUCUUGUUACAUAGCCACAUACAAUGCAGUUUGUUUCUUUUAAUUGCUUAUUUUUGUUUUUGGUUCUUCCAUGUAAAAGUAUGCUUGACAUCCAGUCUUCAACCAUUCAUUGUCUGUCUUUAGGUCUUAAACUGAUACUACAUUAUAUUCAUAGUUUUAAGUGUUAAAAUACGUCGCAUUGGUUGUUUUGUUUUCAAAGAAAUUGUUUUGCAACUGUAAUAGCAGUUGGUUCCAGUCCUCCCACAGACCAUAAUGUGUACAAUGGUGUAUCGCGUACUUAACCUUCGUCAGUACUUAAGUUGAGAAUCUUUUAAAGAUCAUUGGCUUUUCCUGUUUCCAUCACUGCUGUUACAUGAUGCUUAGCACAAAUGCUAUUCUGUAUGGCCUUGGCUAUGAAAAUCAGAAUAUGCAAUUAAAUUUUAGUAUAUCUCCAGCAUUUGCAGAACAACAUGGGUGGUAUGAUUCGGUUAUUUACAAAUGGAGAGAUGAGAAUGUGACAAAGGCAGUUUUAGGCUGAAAAUACUAUCUCCACGCAAAAUGUACUGUUUCCUUGAGUGAAAAAUUAAUCUUGUAGUGCAGUAAAACAUUUGGUUGUAAUAUGUGACUUGUAUCCCUUCCAGUCUUACUUUUCCAAACUGUCAGAGGGGGAAAAAGCAUAAAAUAUUCGGGCUUUGUGUUGUGCAAUCAUUUCACUUGCGAGAUGACAGUAUUCAUUGGACGGUGUAUUUGGCAAUUGACAACCAGCCUGUGAUGUAUUGGGUAAAAUCUUAAAGCAAGACACUUCUAAAAGUAUCUGGAGCUUUUUGUUAAUUUUAGUUGCUUACGCACAGGUGUAAUGACAUGCCAAAUCAGUCUACUAAUUAAAAUUGCAAGAUGACAUCACAAAAUUGAUGUUUGACCAAAUGUAAUCUUGCUGUGGCUGCCAACAGUUGGCUAGAUUUACUUUUACUUGCUGGUUGUGCAGUAAGUGACCUACUGUAUAGAUGAGUAGCUAUGUUUAUCGUGGUGCAAUAGCUCUACUUACUGCCAAUUUACGAAGAGCAGUGGUAAUGAAACAUACCACCCCUGAGAAGUUUUGCAACUAAUUUGUCAUCACAGCAUAAACUAGUCCAUUUCUAUAUACAUAUAUGUAUGCGUACAUAUAUACGUAUAUGUAUGUAAGUCUGAAGGGUGAUUUCCAUAGGCAACAAUUGUACUUGUUGCUUUUUGUAAAGGAAGUAUUGAUCAGAUGGCUUUAUGGUUGAGCUUGCUACCUUUGCAGUUGAUGUGAACAACCUUCCUCUUGAGCUUUUCCCUUUUGUAGAUACAAGCUCACAAGAGGAAUCGCAGGUUUGCAUUCAAAUUAAGUUUUCGGCAAUGCUGCUACCCUGCCAGUGAAUUGGACCAGGAGAAAUUAAUGCACAGAUUUUAUGGAAGAGUAAAGUUUUUCUGUUUACAGGUUUUUGAUUGAAAAGCAAACUGAAAAAACUAAAAACUGGAUAGUUUUUUCUAUGUAAUUUGAGUAUUUUGUCAAUUUAAAUCUGUGCAGGAUCCUUUUAAAAGAAAUAUGUUUUAACUUCUUUGAGGUUGCAAGAUAUUUUUAGCAUACUCUGGUAAAAUAAUGGUAAAUUAGGUGCCAAAUUUUACUUUUUGAUAUAACUAAAUGUAAGAACAGACUAGACCAGCUUGAUAACUUUACCUCCUUAUAGAAUAUUUGUGUGGAUACUCACUGUACAUAGACAUUUGUUUACACCUGUCAGUUUCUUUGAGGGCUAUUUUGCACAAGUUUGUUUUACAUUUUGACAAGACUAUUUACCCCACAGUUAGUAUCCAUUAUUUGUCCUUUGUCCUCUUCCAUAAAACUGUUGUUCUCUAUUAAACUGUUGAAGCACAUACUUCUGUUUGAUCAUUCAUAUUUAUAAAGCCUUACAGUUUUAAAGGUACAUGGCACACUGUGGUUGAUCUUUGUGGGGCCAGUUGAAUUUGAUUUGGGAAGGGGUGAUCAGUAUUUCUACUUGGAUAAAAAUGUUGCCUUUGUUUUCAGGAAAUGCCCUUCAGUAAUUUUUUUUGAUUUGCUAUACAUUUUCUAUGUAGCUAAAAGUUGCAUAUUGUAUGAUAAGCAUCUUAAAACUUAAUUUCUUUUAUUGCUUAAACUUGUUUAUCAGAUACUGCUUUGUCUAAAAUGUGAUCCCCUCUUUCUUGGCUUCAAACUGGACACCUGUCUGCAAUAUUUUGUAUGCCUUUUUAUUUGAUCUGCGUAACUUAAUACUUGGAUACUUGAUGAAAUAUGUAUUUGAAAUGGUGAUGUGUAUUAAUGUUAGAUCAAUUAUUUAUACAGUAAUUGGGAAAGUGUGGUGUAGUACUGUGGGAGAAGUAAAUUGCCAGUGUUCACCAGUUUGUGAGAGCGCUUGUACAUCAAAAUAAACACUGAAAUGCAUUAAUGCCUCAA
Molecule: messenger RNA, 3750 nt
Organism: Scleropages formosus (Asian bonytongue)
Lineage: Eukaryota; Metazoa; Chordata; Actinopteri; Osteoglossiformes; Osteoglossidae
Gene: ptp4a1
Product: protein tyrosine phosphatase 4A1
Exons: 6
Coding region: 751-1272 (173 amino acids)
Biological process (GO): protein dephosphorylation
Source: RefSeq, a predicted model, not a curated record